This is a messenger RNA of Cygnus olor (mute swan), 2108 nucleotides long. RefSeq names its product DALR anticodon binding domain containing 3 (gene DALRD3). Gene Ontology annotation, biological process: tRNA C3-cytosine methylation; arginyl-tRNA aminoacylation. Bases 3 to 1709 code for a protein of 568 amino acids. Gene Ontology annotation, molecular function: ATP binding; tRNA binding; arginine-tRNA ligase activity. The record is from RefSeq and is a predicted model, not a curated record. The transcript is spliced from 13 exons. Lineage: Eukaryota; Metazoa; Chordata; Aves; Anseriformes; Anatidae.
ACAUGGCGGCCGCGCCGCUGCUCGGGCGGGGGUCUUGGUGUCGUCACUUCCGCCCCGCCACCGGAAGCGGCGGCCGGGCUGCUAUGGAGACGGCCGAGGGCCGCCCGGCGGUGGCGGCGACGCUGCGGGCGCUGAACGCGGCGCUGGGGGGGCCGGCGGCGCUGUGGGUGAAGGAGAGCAGCGCCCGCAACCUGCGGCACCGGGACUUCCUGGCGCCGCGGGCCGCGCUAAGGGCCGCCUUCACCGGGGGGCAGGUGCCCGCUGCCGUCAUCGCGGGCGUGACGUCAGCGUCGGGCCCCGGGGUGCUGGCGGUGCGGGGCUGCCAGCAGACGGCGGCGGGGCUGGCCGUGCAGCUGCGGCGCCCCGAGGCCUUCCGCCGCCUGCUGGGCCCCCCGCCCGGCCCGGCCCCCCCGCCCGCCGCGGGGCCGGGGCCGGGGCCGGGGCCGGAGGCGGUGGUGCUGCACUGCCCGGCCCUGCGCGGCCCCGCCGCCCUGGCGCCCCGCCACCUGCGGCCCGUGCUGCUCGCCGACCACCUGGCCCAGCUGCUGCGCGCCCAGGGGGUCGGCGCCCGCCUGGUCCCUGCUGUCAGCAACCAGGGGAGCCUGGAGGUCCUGCGGCAGCUCCGCGUGGAGUGGCCCUCCGGCGGUGCCGCCAGCCCCGACGCUGUCUCGGCCUUGAAGCAAGCGCUCGGCCGCUGUCCCUACGCCGCAGCGUGUGAGCCAGGCGCGGCCUCGCUGCCCGAGGAAGUCAUCUGUAAAGUGCACCUGAAGAGCUUCGUGGAGCAGCAGGGCUUGGCGGGCUACGACCCCAACCUGGAUGUCCUCCUAGUGACAGAGGGGAAGCUGCGGUCCCUGGCUGAGCUGCAGCAGGCCGUUCUGCAGUGCACGGCUGGAGGCCAAGGGAGCCGCUGCAGCGUCGUGCACGUGGUGAGCUGCGAGGAGGAAUUCCAGCAGCAGCAGAUGGACCUGCUCUGGAGGAUUUUGGAUCCAGGAGCCCACACAGCUUCGCAGAAGCACCUUGUCUGUGGGCCAGUGAAGGUGACGAACCCCUCGUUCCCCAUCGGGGCAGACCAGUACUUUCAGCUCCGAAAGCGCCAGAUGUACGACGCCUCCGUGCUGAAGUACGGGGAGCUCGCGCAAGAUGAGGCCUGGACUGAGGUCAUCGACACCCUGACGGCGGCUGCCAUCAGGUUUGAGCUGCUGAGCACCGCGCACCGCAGCCAGCUCACCCUGGACCUGGAGGCCAGCAGCAUCUCCACAAAGGGAACCAAGAGCGGCGCCUUCGUGAUGUACAACUGUGCCCGGCUGGCCACGCUCUUCGACACCUACCUGCGGGCUGUGGAGCAGGGAACGUACCCGCCUCUGCCACCAGCAGCCACACUGAACUUUUCCUGCCUCCGGGAAGAGGGAGAAUGGCUCCUGCUUUUCAACUACCUCCUGCCUUUCCCCGAAGUCUUGCAGCAAGCAGCACAGCUGCCCGCACCCAGCAAGGGGCUCCGGAUCACAGCCAACACCGAGGCAGUGUGCAAGUUCCUGAUCCAGCUCAGCAUGGACUUCAGCUCCUACUACAACCGGGUCCACGUUCUCGGGGAGCCCUUCCCUCACCUCUUUGACCAGAUGUUUGCCCGCCUCCAGCUGCUGGGAGCGGUGAGAGACUUGUUCCACCGUGCCCUGGCGACUCUGCACCUCCCUCCUCUCAGCCAGAUCUGAGCCACCUCUGAGGAGUGGCACCGCGGAGGGACAGCCACCAGCCCCGCGAGGGGAAGGACAGGCCACGGGGCUGCCUGAGGGCUACGGCUGGAGAGUCCAGGCACACCUGAACCCCGUAGCGGUGCUUCCCCAUUCCCAGACCGUGGUCUGAGGGUUUUAGACACGCACCCCGUAGCUGUGCCCAGCGUGGGCGAUGGGCGAGCCUGCCACCCGCCUGCUGGGGAUGAGAGCCUGCAGCGUCCCGGGGCGCACCAGGGGACCAGCACACCCACAGCACCAGGCACCGAUCUCCAAAGCCAUUUAUUGAAGGGCAGCUCUGCUGGCGGAGAGCUCCUGCGGCCCGAGGGCUGCCAACGCUCCAGUUGGUCCAGUACGUCCAAUACAGUCGUUGCUGGACAA